Molecule: messenger RNA, 3875 nt
Organism: Thlaspi arvense
Lineage: Eukaryota; Viridiplantae; Streptophyta; Magnoliopsida; Brassicales; Brassicaceae
Source: the annotation of a GenBank genome assembly
AUGAGGAGUCUUAUAAGUCAACAUAAUGGACAGUCAAGAUUUAAAAUAGUUAAGAAGAUCGGAUGGUUUUGAGAUCAGCUCAGAUCGAAGUACGGUACAACACUAACACCUAACGCUGCGUUUCUUCGUCUUGGCGACUCGAGAGAUUUGUGAUCACAGUACGGCAAAGACUUGACAUUGAAGAUUUUACGAGGUGUUUUUGAUCGAUUAGUCAUCUGGAUUUUUCUCCUUGGUUUGUGAGAUGGAUCAAGCUUCGUCUUCCUCGAAUGUUGAGGAAAACAAGAAAUCUUCCACUGAUCCUGUGACCGUCGACGAUAACGAGGAGAGAGAAGCUAUAGAGAUUGCUCUCUUCCAAGUGCCUGAAUGCUAUGUUUAUUUGAUACCUCCAAGGAAAAGCGCAGCUUCCUACAGAGCAGAUGAGUGGGACGUGAACAAAUGGGCAUGGGAAGGAGCACUGAAAGUGGUGAGCAAAGGAGAAGAGUGCAUUAUUAAACUUGUAGAUAAAUCCACAGGGGAGCUUUAUGCUCAGGCCUUUCUGCGAGAUGGUGAACCUCAUCCAGUAGAAGCCGUUAUCGACAGUAGCAGAUAUUUUGUUCUCCGAGUUGAAGAAGAGAUAGGUGGUCGUGUUCGACAUGCUUUUAUUGGAAUCGGAUUCCGGGAAAGGACUGAAGCAUACGAUUUCCAAGCAGCACUACAUGACCACAUGAAGUAUUUGAACAAGAAGAAAACAGCAGAAGAAAUGGAUCAACACUUUCAGAACACUUCAUCCGUCGAUUACAGCUUAAAGGAAGGAGAAACCAUUGUUCUCCAGCUAAAAAAUAGAAGCGAUAAAGACGCAAAGCCGAAAAUGGUAGAGAAGAGUCUGAGCAAUCUCUCGUUGGAGGAAAAGGGCAAGUCGAUAGAAACAAUUCCGCCAAUCAUCCUUCCGCCUCCACCUCCUGGACCGCUUUCUCCUGCCACAACCGCUCAGAAGUCCCCAUCAAGUCUGCCUCCAAGCCUCAGCCUCCAAAGAUCGUCCGAACAACAAGAUAUGGAUACAAAGCGAGAAGAAGUAGAGAAGAAGAAAGAAGACAAAGAAACUAAAGAAAUAAGCGUUGAGGAUGCACCAGAUGAUGACUUUGGAGAUUUCCAAGCCGCUGGUUAAUUUAAACCAUAAAAUCUUUUUACCAUACACAAAGCAUCGUUUUAUAAGUAAUGUGACUGAUCAAAGUUUGGAUAUUGUUUGCUAUUGAGAGAGCUCACCUUUUCUGUACAAUUGCAAAAUACGAUACUAUUUCUCUGAACUUGUGAUUAAACUUUAGUUUCACCACACAGAAGUAUGAACAUUUCAGGAGAAACGACGAGAAGGAAAUAAAAACGAAUCUGAAUUGCAAUUUUACAUUCUUAAACUACUGAACAGAGACGAAAUUGAGAGUGCUUCUCUGUUCUUCUGCAAAUCUAUUGCAACCAUCAAGAAAAGUGCGCCACACAGGGGCGUCUGCAGGGAAAGGCAUUCCACUAAUCAGUUGCUCAGCUUCCUUGAGGUAACCAUUUCUGGCCAAAAGAUCAACGGCACAACGAUAAUGAUCCAUUUCUGCUUCAACUCCAUAAUCUUUCAUUUUCCGAAACAACUCCAUUCCUUCUUUUACCAUGCCACCAUGUCUGCAAGCAGUUAACAUAGAGAUGAAAGAGACACGGUCUGGCUUAAAUCCCAGUGAUACCAUUUCCUUAAACUUUUCAAGCGCUUCAUGUCCAUAUCCAUGGAUGCCAAGAGACGAAAUCAAUGCCGUCCAUGUGAUGAGGUUCUUCUCUCUUGUUUCUUCAAAGACUUUAAUCACACUCCUAAUGCUUCCGCAUUUCCCAUACAUGUCAAUCAAUACGUUGCAAACAAAUGUGUCUGCGCGGCUGAAAUAUGUUUUGGUGAUGACACCGUGAAUAGAACUCCCAAGCGUAAAAUCGCAGAACUUUGAGCACACACUCAAGAUGCUAACGAAUGUGUAAUUAUCAGGGUGGAUGUUUGAUUGAAGCAUGUGUUUGAAAAGUUCGAUAACCUCUCCGUGAUUUUCGGAACGAGAGCAAGCCGCAAUUGCAAUGUUCCAAGAUACAGUGUCGGGUUGAUCUAGUGUCGAAAUCAGCUUCACCGAUUCAUGGUACUGGCCUGUUCUGCUAAAUAUUCCGGCGACAAUGUUCAACGGGACGACCGAAGAUGGCCUGCUAGACCAAUCCAUCAGAAGAAGAGCAUCGCUCAUCAGUUGAUUCUUGGCGUAGGAUCUCAUAAGAGAGCUUAACACAUAAUCAUUAUCUUCAUAGCCCAUUCUCACAAUAACAGAGUGCAUCUGUUGUAACUCUAUGACACAACAAGAUUUGAGGGCAGUCGAAAGAGUAUAUUCAGUUGGCCUGAAACCCAUUUGAAGCAUUUGAAGGAACAAAGAGAGACAAAUGGGACCAUCUUCAUUGGCAUAACCCCAAAGCAAUGCAUUCCAACACACAAUGUUCUUAUCGUGUAUAGAGUCGAAGCAUAGGCGGGAAUCUUCCAGACUGCCACAUUUAGCAUAAAAGUCGACCAAUGCAUUCCCCAAAAACAUGUCGGUUUCGCAGCCAUUCCUGAUUACUGUGCCAUGAACCUGGCGUCCGAAACUUAAUGUCUGCGUAUGAGAAGAGGCGCUAAGAACACUAACGUAUGUACCUUCGUUAGGGGAAAACUCAUGCUCUGGCAUGCUUACAAAGAGUCUGAGUGCUUUUAACGGGUUCUCGCUCUUGGCUGUUGCACCAAUUAUGGCAUUCCAUGACACUAUAUCCCAGGAAACUGCCGCCUCCUCAAACAUUCUCUCUGCCAUAUGUGUGUUGCCACAUUUUCCAUAUGCGCUGAUUAGAGAGUUAACGAUGGAAAUUUCAGAGACUAACCCUUUUUUCAUCGCUGAGCAAUGCAAUUGUUUGCUAGUUUCCAAGUCAUUUUCACAGGAAACACUCGACAAUACACCCAAGAAAGAGCCUUCAGAUAAACACUCCCCCGUCCCAACAAGCUCACGGAAGAGAAACAUGCAUUCUUUGUGAAAACCACGACGCCCCAACAAAGACAUCAUAUGGUUCCAUGUAACCAAGCUCUUCAACGGCAUAUCUUCGAAAACCUGUUCCGCCAUUUCCAGUAACUCAAGCCUCCCAUACAAACACAGCAAACGAGUACCUACGAAUGCAUCAGGCAGAAACAAGCCAUACUUCAAGCUCAAACCGUGCAACUGAGUUCCGGCACGAACAUCCAACGAUGCACAUGACAAUAAACCACCCACUGUCCACUGAUUCGGAAAAUAUACAAAAUUCCUCAUCUCAGAGAAUACUCCCCAGGCCUUUUCCGCAUACCCGCAUUUGCUAUACCCAGUAAUGAUCGUAUUAAAUGACGCUGCGUUUCUUUCAGGCAUUUUAUCGAACACCUUGGCUGCAAAGGAAACCUCACCAAGCUUUGAAUAAAGGCUGAUGAUGUUGUUGCAGACAAAAACGGGCUGCUUAAGGGUACAGCAUAACGUGAUGGAGAGCGCGUGAAGAGCUUUGGUCUUUGCAAAGGAAGGAGCUUUUCCGCAGACAUUGAGCAAGCUAAGUAGACGGUUGUUGUGAUUGGCGAAAUCUCCAUGGCUGAGGCUCAUGCAGGAGGAAACUGAAAACAGAGAACUUCCCAGUCAAAAUGCAUAUAAAUACACUUAGAACAGAGCUCAGUCUCAGGCUUUGGAAGCAAUUUUUUUUGGUGCUGCGAAUAGUACAGCAGGAAGAAAACCUAAGUCAGGUGUCAGGUUCACUAAUCUAGCUAAGUGAAGGCACCGACUACAAUAGCUCAGUCGCCAAAAGUCGAAUUUAAAGUUACCACGAUGACGAUGACGAUGAUCGUAGACGAUUUUACGAGUGAC